GCGGUCGGGGGGCGCGCCGCCUCCCGGCCCCAAAUAUGUGAAGCGGGGAGGGCGGAGACGCAGAGACGGCCCGGCUGGGCGCCCUCGCCGCCCUCCGGCAGCCGCGCCGCUCCCCUUCCCCGCCCGCGGAGGCCGCGCCGACCCCGCCGGCCGCGGCCAGAGCAGCGAAGCCGCCGAGUCCCCGCGCCCCCCCGCCUCGCUCGGACCCGGCUUUGGCCCGCAGCGGGUUCGCUGACGGGACGCGGCGGGAGCAGGGCCCGGGACGGUGCGUCUGGCCUCGCCCGCGGCUCCUCGCCCAGACAAGUUUGAACAAUGAUCACAGUCAACCCCGAUGGGAAGAUAAUGGUCAGAAGAUGCCUGGUCACCCUGAGACCGUUUCGGCUCUUUGUCCUGGGCAUCGGCUUCUUCUCACUCUGCUUCCUGAUGACGUCUCUGGGAGGCCAGUUCUCUGCCCGGCGCCUGGGGGACUCCCCCUUCACCAUCCGCACAGAAGUGCUGGGAGGGCCGGAGUCCCGCGGCGUCCUGCGCAAGAUGAGCGAUCUGCUGGAGCUGAUGGUGAAGCGCAUGGACACGCUGGCCCGGCUGGAGAACGGCAGUGAGCUGCACCGGGCUGCUGGGGACCAGCACUUUGCUGUGGACAGAUACGUCGACAUCUGGAUCCCCGGUGUCUAUGAACCGGAUCUUACUUGGAAGUGGGCCUUGGCCGAUGUUUCCCCCUGGGGGCCGGCCUCAUGGAGCGGGAUCCAGGCCAUCGCCCAGAACGUGUCCGACAUCCGCCGUGAGAGGUGGACCAGAUCCUGCCGCCACAGCCUGCUCCUGCACAGCAGGUGUCUGAAGGCCGGCGGGACCAGUGUGAGGCGCCCAGUGGACCCCAAGUUCCCUGAUUGCUCAGGGAAGUGGAGAGGUCCUGGCCUGAGGGACCUCGGUCCCCAAGGACAUGCCUGCAGAGAGCCUGCCAAGGGUAUGGGGUGGGGCUGGUGCCAGCACCCUGGCCUAGGCUGGCCCUCUCCACAGUGGAUGCGUGCCCGCUGGACCUCGGACCCCUGCUACGCCUUCUUCGGAGUGGACGGCACUGAGUGUUCCUUCCUCAUCUACCUCAGUGAGGUUGAGUGUUCUGUCCCCCCACUGCCCUGGAGGAACCAGACGGGCCGCCCACAUGGCCCCCAAGCCCCCUCCCCAAAGUCCAGGCAGUUUUCCCGGAGCAACCUGUCCCACCUCCUGGAUCUGAUGGGCAGUGGGAAGGAGUCUCUAAUCUUCAUGAAGAAACGGACCAAGCUCACGGCCCAGUGGACGCUGGCUGCCCAGCGGCUGCACGGAAGCUGGAAGCGUCCGGAGGGACCAGAGCAGUUACUGCUUCUCUGUAUUCUUGUUCACAUCGGCUUCCUGACGGAGGAGUCUGGUGACGUGUUCAGCCCGAGAGUGCUAACGGGCGGGCCUCUGGGUGAGAUGGUGCAGUGGGCAGACAUCUUGGCCACUCUCUACAUCCUGGGCCAUGGCCUGCGGAUCACAGUGUCCCUGAAGGAGCUGCAGAGUAACUUAGGGGGUGCCGCCAGGCCGGGGAACUGUCCGCUCACCAUGCUGCCUUUCGACCUCAUCUACACUGACUACCACGGCCUGCAGCAGAUGAAGCAGCACAUGGGACUGUCCUUCAAGAAAUACCGGUGCCGAAUCCGGGUCAUUGACACCUUCGGGACAGAACCCGCAUACAACCAUGAGGAGUACGCCACGCUGCACGGCUACCGGACCAACUGGGGCUACUGGAACCUCAACCCCAAGCAGUUCAUGACCAUGUUCCCUCACACCCCGGACAACUCCUUCAUGGGUUUCGUGUCCGAGGAGCUCAACGAGACGGAGAAGCAGCUCAUCAAAGGCAGCAAGGCCAGUAACAUGGCCGUGGUGUACGGCAAAGAAGCGAGUAUCUGGAAGCUCCAGGGGAAGGAGAAGUUCCUGGGCAUCCUGAACAAGUACAUGGAGAUCCAUGGCACCGUGUACUAUGAGAGCCAGCGGCCCCCUGAGGUCCCAGCCUUCGUGAAGAACCACGGCCUCUUGCCACAGCCCGAGUUCCAGCAGCUGCUACGCAAGGCCAAACUCUUCAUAGGCUUUGGCUUCCCUUACGAGGGCCCCGCGCCCCUGGAGGCUAUCGCCAACGGCUGCAUCUUCCUCCAGUCCCGCUUCAGCCCGCCCCACAGCUCACUCAACCACGAGUUCUUCCGAGGCAAGCCCACCUCCAGAGAGGUGUUCUCCCAGCAUCCCUAUGCAGAGAACUUCAUUGGCAAGCCCCACGUGUGGACCGUCAACUACAACAACUCGGAGGAGUUUGAAGCAGCCAUCAAGGCCAUCAUGAGAACCCAGGUAGACCCCUACCUGCCCUACGAGUAUACCUGUGAGGGGAUGCUGGAGCGAAUCCAUGCCUACAUCCAGCACCAAGACUUUUGUGCAGCCCCAGGCCCUGCCCCACCAGGGGCCCGGGCCCCACUGAGUCCCUUCGUCCUGGCCCCCAAUGCCACCCACCUGGAGUGGACCCAGAAUGCCAGCUUCGCCCCCGGGGCCUGGCCCCCAGCACACUCCCUCCGGGCCUGGCUGGCCACCGCUGGGAGGGCCUGCACGGACGCGUGCCUGGACCACGGGCUGAUUUGUGAGCCCUCUUUCUUCCCCUUCCUCAACAGCCAGGACGCCUUCCAGAAGCUGCAGGUGCCCUGUGACAGCACCGAGUCAGAGAUGAACCACCUGUACCCGGCCUUCGCCCAGCCCGGCCGCGAGUGCUUCCUGCAGAAGGAGCCUCUGCUCUUCAGCUGUGCAGGCUCCAGCACCAAGUACCACCGGCUCUGUCCCUGCCGAGACUUCCGGAAGGGCCAGGUGGCCUUGUGCCAGGACUGUCUUUGAGGGCGCCCACCUGUCUGGCCCUCCCUGCCGCCGGAGAAAGCACCAGCAGAUUCCGAGCUCCAGUGACCCGCCCUCCCCUCGACGCCCCUGCGCUGGAGCUUCUUCUUUGGCCAGGAAGUGGGCAGAGCAGACCUGUGCACAGGAUUAGGGGCGGGCCACUCAUCCACGGGCCGAGUGCCCACCCCAGGCAGGCUCCUCGACCUCGUCCCGGGGCUCAUGGCAGCGUCGUAGCCAAGCAGCUCUGGGAUUGGUCAGGGGCCCCAGUGGCAGGAGCAGGUGGUCAGAGGCCCCUUGCUUUGGGCAAGGCCAAUUCUGGACCAGACUAAGGGCCCUGGUCCUUCUUAGGCCCAGGAUAGGGCCUCAGAAUGUACGCGGAGGGAGCAGGGGCGGUGUGCCCGAUGGCCCGCUGAAGGGUCCAGGGAGAGGGGAGUGAUGUGUGAGGGGUCGGUCUUGUCCCUCUGUGGUUGUUUGGGGUGUGGACAAAAGGAACAAGGGACUGGGGGACCCUGUUCAUGCCUCCUCUCAGCCCCACCCCUCCUGCCUUCGCCAUCUCCCCCUCCCUUCUAUACUUGGGGGGGCGCAGCAGGAGUGGGGGGCCACCUGGCUCCUGGGUUGAACUGUUUCCCUCUCCUGCUUGCUCCAGCUCUUUCCACUUUGGGCUUCUCCCAAAACUCAUCUUGGCAUGACUGCGAUUCCAGGCUGUGGAUUUGUCCCCAGAGCCUCAGUCCCCAGCCCAGCAGGCUCUGGAACCCCACCCCCCAGCAUCUCGUGUCGGCAAAGGCUUGGGGUGGAGCUUCGGCCCCAUGGCACGCCCAGCCCAGCUCCUGGGUCCCAGGCCCACUAGCUCCCAGGUAGCCCCCACCCCCUCGAUGCUGCCCGUCCCCACCUCCAGCUUCCUCCAGCCUCAAACCACCCCUGCACCCAACUGUCAUCUCUGUAUGGUAUGCCUGCCCCAGCCCCAGGAUGCCCCUUCCCCUCCUCCCCGUGCCCAGAGCCCUGCCUGUUUAAACUGGUAGGGCCUUCAGAGACACUGCCACCCCACCCCAUUUUAUAAUCCCACCCGCCACCCACCAGGCAACUCCCCGCCCCCCGACCCCAGGCCUGCCCCUCCACCCUGCCAGGGAGGCAGCCCAGGCCCUGAGAGCUGGCAGAGGGGAGCCAGCCCUUGUGGGGCUGAGCAGGGGCCCUCCCAUCCAAGACCCCUCUCCGGGCCUGGGUGGCCCCUGCGGCGGCAGAAACUCAGUGGUCACCAAGGACCUGACCUGUCGGGGGAAAGCAAUAGAGACACUCUUUUCUCUCUCUCUUUUUUUAAAGAUUUAUUUCUUGAAAUAAUAAAUAUUUUAUUGGGAUGUG
This is a messenger RNA of Zalophus californianus (California sea lion), 4236 nucleotides long. RefSeq names its product alpha-1,6-mannosylglycoprotein 6-beta-N-acetylglucosaminyltransferase B (gene MGAT5B). The record is from RefSeq and is a predicted model, not a curated record. Gene Ontology annotation, molecular function: alpha-1,6-mannosylglycoprotein 6-beta-N-acetylglucosaminyltransferase activity. Gene Ontology annotation, cellular component: Golgi apparatus. Lineage: Eukaryota; Metazoa; Chordata; Mammalia; Carnivora; Otariidae. Gene Ontology annotation, biological process: protein N-linked glycosylation.